This is a messenger RNA of Mucor mucedo, 339 nucleotides long. RefSeq lists its product as uncharacterized. The record is from RefSeq and is a predicted model, not a curated record. The transcript is spliced from 5 exons. NCBI's taxonomy places the organism in Eukaryota, Fungi, Mucoromycota, Mucoromycetes, Mucorales, Mucoraceae. The coding region runs from base 1 to 339 and encodes 112 amino acids.
AUGAAAUGGAAGGAUCAACGUUCCAUCAUUUGCAAUCCGAGAAUACAUUUGAAAGACCUUUUUAAAAACACCCCUCGUUUGACAUCUACCCAAAAUUGGCUUUGGAUUGAAUCAACAAUUACACGAGUAAAUCUCCUAAAAGCCGUUUUCGACCGGGGGGUUCUCAAAUACACUUCUAAUUUCUUACCUCUGAAUAUUCCCAAAAAGACUUAUCUUUGCUCAUCUAAUUGGAAAACGGAUCUAAAGGAUAAUCCGAUUACAGAAAUCGUAAUCUACAUUACAAUCGCAAAAAUACAUGGAAUUCUGCUUCAUUCUAUGACAAUUAUGCUGGACACAUAG